CUGAACAAAGAAAUGUGGUCAUUCAUGCAAUGGCAUCAAUGAAAGCAUGCCUGACGGAGGAAGAGUUUCUCAAUGUAUCUGCCAAGAAAUGCAGUGAGAUCGACAACUUUUUGGAUAGUCCCCAUGUAACAACUUAUCUGAAGACAAAUUGGUUUACUUAUGCCGAGCUGUGGGUAAACUUUGGAAGAACGUUCUAUCACUGUAGCAGUGAGACAAACAACAAGGCUGAAAGAUUCUUCCUUACAUUGAAAUACCAGUUUCUGCGAGGCCAGGCAAACCGAAGAGUCGACCAACUUCUGCUCUUGCUAUGUGGAGAUGUAGAAAAGUAUUACAGCUACAUGGAUGGCCUCAGCGAAGCAGGACGACUGACAUUAUCCAGCUCUGCUGCUCACCAGGCUGCUGCGCUGCUAUUUAAAAAUGGCGUGGGCAAAGAUUUGGACAUAGAAGCAGGGCAGUGCUCUGUGCCGUCACAAUCAACCAACACAGCCUACAAAGUUAACUUGUUACACUUCACGUGUGAAUGCACCAAUUUCCGGAUGGGAAACAUAUGCAAACAUCUUCUCUUGGUGAAGAUGGAGGUAGACAGGAGAGGUAUUGACAUUGAAAAAAUGCGGAAUACUAAAGCGUUAGAAAUCAUCAGCCUCCGUCUCUACCAGCAGACUGAAGAUGAAAUAACCAUCUUCAGUAGUGAUGGGACUAUGAGUAUUGUGAAUAGGAAAACUCCGACUUUGUGCACAUGCAUAGCUAAUAGUUUUGGAGAAAGAUGUGUUUGCAUACAUGUCACACAUGUCCUCAAGCCUCAAGACAUUCUCACAGACCCCAACGAAAAUGCACACGUUUCUGAAGCCUCCCAUAAUCCUCCCAUACAGUCCAUGUUAUUAGACCUACUAGAGUGGAGCAAGUCCGAAGCAUUUGAACAUACCCCUGAACUGUACAAUACCAUCCAAAGAGCACACAAGCGGGCUUUUGGAAAAUUCACUGCUGUGUCCAGAAAAAGAAAAAUUACCCCUUUACAUGGUUACCGUAAAAAAAUUAAAAAAGCUAGACUGCAGAGAGCAGUAGUUGAGAACUUUAAAAACAAAAGAAGAGCAAGAAGCACUUAAUUCUGUUUUCUGGAGGUGCCACUGUUUGCAUGUGAAAGUGCCCGUCUUGAUUGGUUGAUUAAUUUUCUUGGUAGUUCAUAAGGUAAAUAAAAUACUGAUAAUUAAAUCAAAGCUUUAUGAAGUUUUGGGAAAUAUAUAGACUACUUACAUUAAUGGCACAAGCAAUAGCAGUGUUUUACCAAUGUGAAAUGUAAAUUAUACCAGCAGUGGUGAAGUACACAGGUCCUGUAAUUUAGUAAAAGUAUUGAUCCCAAAUAAAAUUAUA
Molecule: messenger RNA, 1368 nt
Organism: Paramisgurnus dabryanus
Lineage: Eukaryota; Metazoa; Chordata; Actinopteri; Cypriniformes; Cobitidae
Source: RefSeq, a predicted model, not a curated record